Molecule: messenger RNA, 3030 nt
Organism: Heteronotia binoei (common prickly gecko)
Lineage: Eukaryota; Metazoa; Chordata; Lepidosauria; Squamata; Gekkonidae
Gene: OSMR
Product: oncostatin M receptor
Molecular function (GO): protein binding
Source: RefSeq, a predicted model, not a curated record
CUUCUUCUCCCCGCCCGCGCAAGUUGCCUGCCUCUCCUUCCUGCUUGGGAAAAAGCGCUCAGCCUUUCCAAGCGUGUGAAAGGCGGAGGGAUCCCAGGAGCCGGCCAGCCUAGGGGCGAUCCAAGCUCCCCAAAGAGCGAGCCGCCCCCUUUUCUUUCCCCAAGUCCCCCAGAGCCGGCUUGGAGCCUUUGGACCUCCCCGCGACCAGCUGUUCAGGUCCUAAAGCCCGCUGAGACUGAGUGACUAAUGGACCAUUUGGUGCUUCAGGUAGUGCUUCUCUGUAUAGCGCUGUGUUUCUGUCCGUUGCAAAGCCAAGAUAACAGCGUGCUGAUCCCUACGUUCCUUAACGUUUCCACAAACCUAGAUCGUCAACAGCUUUUACUGGAAUGGGAUGUUAAUGACGAAGCCUAUAACUCUGAAAAACAAAUGACUUUUAACAUCCAGAUCAAUCAAACUGGAGCAAAUAAUGUUGUCUGGAAUAAGAAUUACACAGCAACUCUCAACCAAUCAAAUCGACCUAUACGAUGGAGUUGGGAUGCCAAAGAACCUAUGGAAUGUAUGUCAUAUGCAGUAAGAAUCCGGAGUUUGGUGAUAAGCAAAGAUGGACUGGUGUCUGAAUCUUGGAGUGACUGGACUAAGUUGACGAAAGUGGAAGGCACGGACAUAGAAGAUUCCAAGUCUUACAUAUUUCCAGUGGAGAAGGUUGUUGAAGAAGGGUCAAACAUCUCCUUCUGCUGCAUUGAAAUAAAGGGAAAAAGGAUAUCAUGGUUAGAUUAUGGUGACAAGCGCUAUUCAGCAGAGACAAGUCACCGAAGAAUGGUGUUUACUGUAAAAAACGUCCCUCUUUCAAAACCAGGUGGAGUUGUAGUGAGCUGUGGGGGCUUAGCAACAGUCUUUGUGACCCGACCUCCUGGUGAACCCAAAUAUCUGUCUUGUGAAACAGAAGACAUGGUAACAUUAAACUGUACUUGGCAGCCUUCAUCAGACCAUAAUCUUGCAGGGAAGCGUUCAAUAAAAUUUAACCUGUCAGAUGCGUCUAAGGGAAAAAUUGAUUGCCUUCCACUGUCCUCAAAGAACAGCUGCACAUUCAAAAUUGGCACUCAGACCACAUAUAACUUAACACUGGAGGCCAAAAAUGCACUUGGGAAAAACCGUGCUCGCCUUAAUUUUGAUGUAGCCCAUAGAGUUCAUCCUGCACCCCCUUUUGGCCUCGAAGUUUCCUUUAAAAAUGCUACAGCUGUUGAGCUAGGUUGGAAAAUGAAGCAUAAGCUUAAUCUGCUUUGCCAAGUUGAAAAUCGUCAUCCAAAUGGAAAAGUGGACUUGCACAACAGUACAUCCAAUAGCAAUAAGGCAUAUCAUAUUGUGAAUGGGUUGCAACCUUAUACUGAAUACAAGUUUCAAGUACGUUGUGGGGCCAACCUCCACUUCUGGAAAUGGAGUAAAUGGAGUGAAUUGAAAACUGAACGGACAGAAGAAUCCGCUCCCUCAGGGCAUCUUGAUGUCUGGAGAAGCAUUAGCCCAGAUUCAGGCUCCUGUAAUGUAACUGUCUUCUGGAAGCUAUUUCCAAGCUUUUCUCCUAAUGGAGUAAUCAAGACUUAUGAGAUUUUCUGGGAAGUGCUAGGAAAACGUCCAGAGUCUAAGGAAGUCCCUGCAUCAUACAAUUACAUAAUGCUUUCUCUUGAUAACUGUUCCUGUAAUAUCAGUGUUUCGGCAAAGAAUUCUGUAACUUCAUCCUCUCCUUCUGUGAUGGCCAUCUCAGCAGCUUCAGAGAAUGAUCACACAUGGGAGAUUAACACCAGCGCAUCUAAAGAAGAUACAAUCAACAACACAGCAACAGGCAUUUACAUCUCUUGGAAGCCUCAAAGUCAGUUUGAUGGUUAUAUUGUUGACUGGUGCAACCACCCAAGAGUCCAGCCUUGUGAUUUUCAAUGGAAAAAAUUUGGACAAAAUCAGUCCAGUGCUGUCAUUACAUCAGAUGCUUUCAAGCCUGGAGUGAGAUACAGUUUCAGGGUGUAUGGAUCUCAUAGUAACACAGCUUCUUUACUGGAGAAGAAAGCCAAAUACCUUAAAGAACUGGAGCCAGAUACUUUCCCUGAGCUGUAUGAAGACUCCUCAGUUCCAAGAGUGCUGACACUGACAUGGAAUUAUGAUCAUCUUAAUGAUUCCCUUCCUGGUUUUAUCAGAGGCUACAGUGUUUUUGUGAAAGAGAGAGAUGGAAAUUGCACAUUAGAAGGAUCGGAAAAGCUUGUAUUUCGAGAUGGCUCGGUAAUAUGCAGGUACACAGUAGAAGAACCAACGAAAAAGUCAUUGACAGUGAAACACCCAGGGCUAAACAAAGAGUACUGGCUAGACAUCAAUGCUUUCAGCACCAGCCCCCUCCACAUCCCAGAUGACAUUAUGGAAGAAACGCCACGAACUAAGAAAGUGAACAUACAACGUGAUAGAACUUGGAUCUUUCGACUCCUCUCGAUACCGGCAGUUAUUUCUGUAAUGCUGCUCUUUUGUGUAUGUUUCUGGAGAAGCAACUGUGUCAGGAAUUGCUGUUGCCCUAAAGUUUCCCAUCCCAUUGUGACCCCAAUUAAGGUAAUUCAGGCGUACCCUAAAACCUUGCUGGCACCCAAUGACUUCACUCCCAAUGACGUAUUAGUAGAGGAGUGCAAACUGCAGCCAUGGAGUUGUGAUGAAAAACGCUACUACAAUCAAGAUCUCCAUGCAGAGAUGCCUGAUGUGGAAGCUUUCAACUUUCAGAACAUAACUUACAUCACUGAUGGCUCUAACUGUUACCAGAGUCUACCCACACAGGAAGCAGCGAGGCAAAAACUCGAACUGGCUUCGGCCUCUUACCAGCCACUGCAGUGCUUUACUCCUCUGAAUAACCUUACCAAUGUAAAUUACGUUUCUCAAAUGAACUUCUCUUUCCCUGGGGUUAUGCAACACAGCCAGGCUGGUCCUUUGAUUCCUUGGAACAGUCAAGACUACAAACCCCAGCAGACUGUGGGAUCAGAAGAGGAAACAAUAGAUAUACUUUGA